UACACAAACACGCACUCACACACACUCUGCGAGCUCUUCUCCGACAGAGGGGAGAGAGGGGAUAAACAGAGGGAGAGACUAUAGGAACGCAGCGGCUCGUGUGUGUGUGCGCGUGUGUGUUUGUGUGUGAAGGUACGCUCGCUCGGUGGUAGAAACGACUGGCGGGGCGGAUAUGGAGGGGCUCGGGAGAAACGCUGGGAACUGACCGAGAACCGAGACGAAACAUAGGGAAAGAGAGAAAAGAGGACGGACGGACGGAAAGAAGGAAGGAAGGAAGGACGGAAGGAGAGGAGGAGAGAAGUCUGACAGAGGAGAGGAAGACAGUGAAGAAGGGGCUCGUCUGGAACACAGAAAGAUCCUAAGGAGUGAGCCCUGGGCUGGAUGGGACCCACCAUGCCCCCCAGUAAGAAGGCCCAAAGCCCCAGUAGUGGCGCCAGUGCCUCGCAGGGUAUGAGCCCACCGUACCGACAAGGGGACGCCGCCACGGCAGCAUCCGAGGCCGAGGCAUCCGACCUCUCGCUGUCCCUGUCCGCCUCCUUCUCCAAGGCCGAGGACGAGGAGCUCACCAGCCUCUCCUGGCUCCACGAGAGCACCGACCUCCUCAACAGCUUCAGCCACUCGGGGCUUCGUAGCGUCUCCCCCCUGCAGGACCCCGACGGUCAGCACUCGCGCUCGCCCUCCUCCUCGUCUCCUUCCCUGGAAGACGCUUUGCUCGGUGACGCACAUUCGGCGUACGACUUGGCGGCGGGAGCCAACAGAAAACCGCCGUACUCCUUCAGCUGCCUGAUCUUCAUGGCCAUCGAGGACGCGCCAAACAAGCGGCUGCCGGUGAAGGAUAUCUACGGUUGGAUCCUGGAGCACUUCCCUUACUUUGCAAGCGCCCCCACAGGCUGGAAGAACUCAGUGCGCCACAAUCUGUCGCUCAACAAGUGCUUCAAGAAGGUGGACAAAGACCGGAGCCAG
Messenger RNA from Notothenia coriiceps (black rockcod), 963 nucleotides. RefSeq names its product forkhead box protein N3-like. The record is from RefSeq and is a predicted model, not a curated record. The transcript has 2 exons. The annotation marks the transcript as partial. Gene Ontology annotation, molecular function: DNA-binding transcription factor activity; cis-regulatory region sequence-specific DNA binding. Gene Ontology annotation, biological process: regulation of DNA-templated transcription. Gene Ontology annotation, cellular component: nucleus. Lineage: Eukaryota; Metazoa; Chordata; Actinopteri; Perciformes; Nototheniidae.